GAGCAGCGGGCCGAGGCGUGCGGUUGCUGCUGCCGCUGCCGCCGCCUCCGGAGCAGCGAGAGCCGCCGGCGGAGCGGGGGGUGCCCGGCCCGCGGCGCCGUCCGUGCUGGUUGCAGUACUUGUGAAAAUUGCUCACCUGCAGGAAACAUGAGGUCGCAGUACGUCACGGUGCCCACAGUCAUCCUCCUUCUUUUCCUGCUGUGGAUCCAGUCAUCAACAGGCUGCAACAAGGCUCUCUGUGCUAGUGAUGUCAGCAAAUGCCUGAUACAGGAGCUGUGUCAGUGCCGCCCUGGGGAAGGGAACUGCUCCUGCUGUAAGGAGUGCAUGCUCUGCCUGGGCACACUCUGGGAUGAGUGCUGUGACUGUGUUGGUAUGUGCAAUCCUCGCAAUUACAGCGACACACCUCCAACAUCUAAGAGCACUGUUGAGGAGCUGCAUGAACCAAUCCCUUCCCUUUUCCGGGCACUGACAGAAGGGGAUACUCAGCUGAACUGGAACAUCGUUUCCUUCCCUGUGGCAGAAGAACUGUCCCACCACGAGAACCUUGUUUCCUUUUUAGAAACGGUGAACCAGCCACAGCAUCAGAAUGUCUCUGUUCCAAGCAACAAUGUCCACACGCCUUACUCUAGUGACAAAGAGCACAUGUGUACUGUGGUGUAUUUUGAUGACUGCAUGUCAAUACAUCAGUGCAAGAUCUCUUGUGAGUCCAUGGGAGCAUCCAAAUACCGAUGGUUCCACAACGCCUGCUGUGAGUGUAUCGGGCCAGAAUGCAUCGACUAUGGCAGUAAAACUGUAAAAUGUAUGAACUGCAUGUUUUGAAGCAGGAAGUUUCUAAUAUAGCAAUACUGAGGCCAAAGUAGUCUCUCUCAGCUAAAGAAGGAGAUGAGGAUUGCAAAUACUGCAUUUUGAUGGAGUGCCUACCGGUUGCAAUUAAAUGUAUCUGGUUCAAAAAGAAAAAGAUGUAUAAAAUCUGAAAAGUGGUUUUUUUCUUUUUUUUUUUUUUUAAUUAAUGUAAGCAAGGCUAAGUAGUAGAUUUUUCAACACUAUGUUUUGUUUUCCUUUAUUUUUCUUCUAAUGGUACAGCCAUGCUCAUCCUUCCAUUUUGAUUGUUUUCCUUUUAUUUGAAAGUACUGACUAUAUUGGUUUUCAGAAUGUAGUGCUAUAUUUCAUAGUUUAGAGUACGAAAUCCUUAAGAAUAUGGUAAUGAGAUUCCCAUAAUCUCAGUCAGCAAAUAAUUAAAUGGCUGCUAGGUUGGAGGAGGGAGUGUUUUUGGAGGGAUUUAUUUUCUGGUUUUGUCUUUUAUACUUCAUUACCUUUCAGUUUUUGAGCUUAGCCUUUUAUUGUGAAAAUGGGAUUUUGGGAAAAAGAAACAUUCAUGCUUUCUCUUCAAGUUCAAUGCAUGGGCUGUUAUGGAUAAAAUCCUAACUUCUUAGAAGGGCUGCCCAACAAAACACUUAUCUUCCAAGUUUCAUUUGCCCUGCUCUCAUAAGUACAUUGGGGCCUGUAUUGCAUAAUUUAUAUAUUAAAAAAUAAUAUUUUCAGUCUUCUCAUAGAUAUCGAAUUAAAGGUGUUAAAUACAGUUGCAUCUCCCUCCUUUUGCACAGUUUUCUAGGGUGCUGACUCCCUGAACUUUUGGUCUGGUUUGGAUUUAAUGACUAAAUGGAUAAAGAAGAAAGAAACAACAUAAACUAGCAAGUGGUAUAAGGUUACUAGUUGAGCAGCUAGCAGCAGGCGUGUUCCCUUUUAGUAGUUUGUUGUGAAUAUUUAUUCAAAACACAUUUUUUUUUCCAUGAAAUGUUGUCACUGAGGAAGGGAAGAUGUGUCCGCACAGGCAAAAUCAGGAUUUUCUGAGUUCAGAACACUCUGUCCAUUUUUCUGAAUAAGAAUUUUAAUAUGUUGACAGCUUCAUAGCAAUUAUUCUGACCCAGUUAGGUCUCCACUGAUAAUGGUACUAAGUACAAGAAUAAAGCGUAUGUGUAGUUAAUGAUCAGCUUUUGGUAUUUAUAAUGAUGUGGGUUUUAACUCCUUGGAUUUUUUUUACUGCAUAGAUAUCCAUAUGCACACACAAAAAAGAUUUUGACUAUUCGUAUUUCUCUCACUAACCUCAGCCUAGAGGUAUUAAACUGUUUUCUAGUCACACCUGUCUAUCUGUACCAUGUACAAAUGAAAGCAGUCAUUUUAAAUGUAUUCUGUUGAAAAGUUUGCCUGAAUGUUUUUUUUAUUUUUUUUCUUAUGAUACAGUUCUUUCAAUAAGAUGAAAUAAUAAUAAUUUAAAAAUCUACUCUUGUGAAAUAACGUUACAUUUUCCAGUCUCUUUCAGCUCUAAGGAAGUACUUGAAAGAUUAAUGCUUAUUGUUUUGGAUUAGUGGGUAAAGGAAUACCGUCAUACUUCAAACUUGCAAUUAAGUGAUUGAAAAUUGUAGACAUGAAUAGAAAAACCUAUCUUAUCAUGAAGGAGUUGUUCUUCCCAUAUUUGACAACUCACGUUAUCUUUUCUUCUGCCUGAGUUUCUGAAAAUGAAAGGAGAAAAAGAAUAUGUCAGUGCAGCUGCAUCUGUUUUUAGCUGGAGAGUGAUGCAUCAUCGUUCUUUGUAGUGAAAUGAGGCAACCAGGUGCCACUAAUUGCCAGAGAGUGGCAUGAGCUUGUGUCAAGCCCACCUGUGCCUGAUUAGGGUGGGCCCCCAAUGCACAUGAGCAGGAUUAGGGGGCCAAUAAAAGGUGAGGCCUGAAGCACAAGCUCAGCUCAGUCCUGAGCACGUCUGCAGAGAGGUCAGUUGCUCUUGGAGCUCUGUAUUCCUUUUAUUGGUCCCCCUGGUACUGCUCAUGUGCAGUGGGGGCCCACCCUAAUUAGGCACAGGUGGGCUUAACACAAGCUCAUGCUCACUCCCUGGCAAUUAGUGGCACCUGGUUGCCUCAUUUCACUACAGUUCUUGACCAAGACAGGAGCAAGCAAGCAAGCAAGCGCUGCUAGAGGUCACUAGCAUGCUUUGGAUUCUUGCAGUGUUAAGUUAUUGGAAACAUGAUGGUAGCUCAGAAUCAUCUUGAGGUAAAAACAGGGCUGGUGUUUUGGGUUUCACACUGUUGACCUCUGACACUGUCUCCAUUGAUAUGAUCAGAGUUUCAGGUCAAGGGUUGGGGGAGCUGUAGGGACAGUGGGACUGGCCCCACAGGUGACCAGUGAACACUGGGGGGAACAGCACAGAAGCAUAAACACAGGUGUCUGUGUAAUGGCCAGAGAGUAGGUAGUGAGGGCACACACUUUCUGGGGCUUGCCUUUUUUUUUUUUUUUUUGUAAUUCCUGAUGUUGUCUAGAGUUUGCUGUAACCAUUGUGUGUAUGCAAAUGCCAUACAGCAGCAGCCAGUGUAUUUUAUUAUGAUGAGUGUUUUAAGAGGUAUUUUAAUAAAAAUACAUUACUGGUU
Calypte anna (Anna's hummingbird) is the source of this 3419-nucleotide messenger RNA. It is a transcript of the gene TWSG1, whose product is annotated as twisted gastrulation BMP signaling modulator 1. Lineage: Eukaryota; Metazoa; Chordata; Aves; Apodiformes; Trochilidae. Gene Ontology annotation, biological process: regulation of BMP signaling pathway. The coding region runs from base 148 to 819 and encodes 223 amino acids. The record is from RefSeq and is a predicted model, not a curated record. The transcript has 5 exons.